AUGGAAGCCAGGCUGCUGAACACCAUCUGGCGACUCUUCCUGGUGUACCUGCUGCAGGCAGAGUCUACAAGGGUGGACCUAGUGCCAGAGAAGAUUGCAGGAUUCUGGAAGGAAGUGGCUGUGGCUUCUGACCAGAACCUGGUGCUGAAGACUCAAAGGAGGAUAGAGGGUUUGUUCCUCACCUUCAGUGGGAGGAACAUCACCGUGAAGGCUGUGUACAACAGCUCAGGGAGCUGUAUGACGGAAACAUCAGUGGGCUCAAGAGGAAAUGCUGCGGGGGAUUUUGCUUUUCCUGGCCACAGGAAGAUCUGCGUGCUGGAAACAGACUAUGAGCACUAUACCAUCCUGAAGUUGUCCCUGCUGUGGCAGGGCAGAAACUUCCAUGUGCUCAAGUACUUCACUCGAAGCCUUGAGAUUGAGGAUGAGCCCGGCUUCUGGAGGUUUCGGGAAAUGACAGCAGACCAAGGCCAUUACAUGCUGGCCCGACAUGGGAGGUGUGCUGAGCUCUUGAAAGAGGGAAUGGUCUGA
Messenger RNA from Cricetulus griseus (Chinese hamster), 528 nucleotides. NCBI's taxonomy places the organism in Eukaryota, Metazoa, Chordata, Mammalia, Rodentia, Cricetidae. The record is from RefSeq and is a predicted model, not a curated record.